UUCCCCGUACAUCGGGAAGUCGGGUUCGAUACUGCGUAAGCUGUCAGUGGCCUGAUAAACCCUAAAAACAAACGCUAUACCACGUGGACUUCUGCAUGGCCUUAAGUAGCAGAUAAGUUUAGACACAGUGAAGGAGGAGCACCAUUCAGUAGCUCCACUUUUCCGCUCUAUGGAUAUUUCACAAUUUUGGUGGAAAGCUAGUUACUGAACUUACGUUCUCUUGGGCCCAAGUCCAGGAAAAAUCUCACCAUCUUGUGGUAUUCGUUAUUCGCACUAAUCGGUAUCUAGCUGGAUUUGCAUAAAGGAACACUGCUGUAGACCUACUGGCCCAUACUAAGCAGUUUAACCAGGAAAUAUGCUGCAACAACUGAAUGCUAUAUCCAAGGGGCUUUUAUCAACAGUUUUAAGGUCCACUGCAUAUCGAAGAAUUCAUCAUGAAUCGUGUGGCAUUGCCAUUAGCAUGGAAGUCAAAGAAGCACUCUCAUCGUGUCAACCAGUUGUUGCAUUAGAGUCCACAAUUAUCACUCAUGGAAUGCCAUACCCACAAAAUUUUGAAACAGCUGUGAAGGUUGAAGAUAUUAUCAGAAAAGAGGGAGCGGUGCCUGCUACCAUAGCUGUUAUCAAGGGUCAGAUUUAUGCAGGACUCACUUGUGAGCAACUACAUUUCUUAGCCUCCAAAAAGGAUCAGUGUGUAAAAAUAUCACGUAGAGAUUUUCCAUAUGUUUUGGCAAAGGGUAUCAGUGGUGGAACUACAGUCUCAGGAACAAUGAUGGUGGCACAAAAGAUAGGUAUUCCUAUAUUUGUGACUGGUGGAAUUGGAGGAGUUCAUCGUGGGGUAGAGUGUACACUGGAUAUAUCUGCAGACCUCACUGAACUUGGUCGUACACCAGUAACUGUUGUGUCAGCAGGUGUCAAGAGUAUUCUUGAUGUGUGCAAAACAUUAGAGUAUUUAGAAACACAAGGUGUAUGUGUUACUGUUUUGGGACCUGAUCCUAGGUUUCCAGAUUUUUUUACAAGAGAGAGUAGUUACUCUGCUCCUUGUCACAUAGAGUCCCCAGUUGUAGCUGCAUUAAUGAUGAAGAAAAGAGCAGAGCUUAAGAUAAAUUCUGGAAUUCUGAUUGCUGUGCCCAUACCACAAGAACAUGAAGCAGAAGGAAAACAAAUCAAGGAUGCUAUUGAGGAAGCAGUUAAAGAAGCAGAGUUAGCAGUGAGUGGCAGAGAUGUGACCCCAUACAUCUUACAACGAGUACAUGAAAUAACUGGUGGCCAGAGUCUGAAGGCCAAUGUUGCCCUCAUCGAGAAUAAUGCCAAGAUUGGCACACAGAUUGCUGUCGAGUAUUCCAAGCUAAGGACUUCUUCAUCAAGUUGUGCUUUCCCUGGAUAUUGUCCUACUAAGAAAAAUGAGGCUUCAGAAGUUCAAGAAAAACCUGUGGUGAUAGGUGGCAGCAUUGUCGAUUUUGUUGCAACAGUAAUGGAACCAGAAAUUAAGGUUUCUGGAGAUCUUCUCCACAUUCAUCAUCACUCAAUGAGAAGGCAAGUUAAACAACAAUGUGAGGAUCAGUUCCACUCGUCAGCAAACUCCAAUAGUAGUGGCUAAUAAAAUAGUGAGAACAGUGUGAUGCCUGUACUUAUAAAUAAACAGUCUAAAUUUAUAAUCUGCUAAUAGUUGUGCAUUAUUUUACUCUCAGUAUGCAAUAACUGACGAACUUUUGUACUCCAGUAUACCACAUCUCAAGCAUGCCU
Molecule: messenger RNA, 1743 nt
Organism: Cherax quadricarinatus
Lineage: Eukaryota; Metazoa; Arthropoda; Malacostraca; Decapoda; Parastacidae
Source: RefSeq, a predicted model, not a curated record